Brugia pahangi is the source of this 816-nucleotide messenger RNA. The record is from the annotation of a GenBank genome assembly. NCBI's taxonomy places the organism in Eukaryota, Metazoa, Nematoda, Chromadorea, Rhabditida, Onchocercidae.
AUGAUAAGGUUGCUUAUUAGCUUACAUUCAAUACUAAUUAUUCUACCACAUUUGCAAACAUUUAACUUACUUCAUAAGCCACAUAAUGUGCCAUGUUCACAGCUAAUUAUAUUUGGUGAUGAUUUAACAGAUGAUGGAAUUGAAUUUAGCACACAUUCGCAUGGCUUUGCAAGAAAUUCAAAUGGCCCAUAUAUUAAUUAUGCAUAUAGUGGAGCACAAAGUGGUUAUAAUAAUAAAUUUUUCUCUGAUUGGUCAGGAAUACUAUGGCAAAUUGAAUAUCAUUGCAUGAAUCAUCGUAUCAUACCAAAAGAUUCAUUGAUUAUUUUACAAGUUGGUGGAUUAUCGGAAUUAAUAUUGCAUCAACAAAAUGAUAUCACUGAUAAAAGAAUUAGCAUUGAUAAGAUUAAUGAUAAUAUAGCAAAUGCUGUGUUAGGUUUAAUCAAUACAGUGGAUAAUGGUAUUAUCAUAAUUAUGAAUUUGAUUGAUCCAUAUGAAACACCUGGUUAUGCAAUGUUAAUCGCAAAUGGAAAUGAUAAUUUGAAAUUAUCUUCAAUGAUUUCACAUAUCAAUUCGAAACUUUGGAGAUUAAUGACAAUCAAAGGUUAUGACACUCGACAAAUUCGAUUGUUUGAUUUGAAUGGUGCAAUUAUUGAUGCUGUAAGAGGUUUAAAUACAAAUGAAUCAUUCACGUAUCAACAAAAUAAUAUGACAUCACUUAAAGCUUUCGAUUAUGCUUAUUAUAAUCAAUGGUAUCCAUCAACAUUCAUACAUUAUAAAAUUGCUCAAAAAUUGGUCAAAUUUUUGGAAGAUUUAUGA